Molecule: messenger RNA, 2581 nt
Organism: Psammomys obesus (fat sand rat)
Lineage: Eukaryota; Metazoa; Chordata; Mammalia; Rodentia; Muridae
Gene: Chmp1b
Product: charged multivesicular body protein 1B
Exons: 1
Coding region: 113-712 (199 amino acids)
Biological process (GO): protein transport; endosome transport via multivesicular body sorting pathway; late endosome to vacuole transport
Cellular component (GO): ESCRT III complex; multivesicular body
Source: RefSeq, a predicted model, not a curated record
CAUAGAUACAGGAAGUGGGACCAAAACAAAGGAUCUCUGGCCGGGUGCGGACCUUGUUUCGCCGCUGUUCCUGCUGCUUCGCCCCGGCCCACCCCACAGAAGCCGCACCACCAUGUCCAACAUGGAGAAACACCUGUUCAACCUGAAGUUCGCGGCCAAAGAACUGAACAGGAGUGCCAAAAAAUGCGACAAGGAGGAAAAGGCCGAGAAGGCCAAAAUUAAAAAGGCCAUUCAGAAGGGCAACAUGGAAGUUGCGAGGAUACACGCCGAAAACGCCAUCCGCCAGAAGAAUCAGGCGGUGAAUUUCUUGCGAAUGAGUGCCCGAGUGGAUGCGGUGGCUGCCAGAGUCCAGACCGCGGUGACGAUGGGCAAAGUGACCAAGUCCAUGGCCGGUGUGGUGAAGUCGAUGGAUGUGACACUGAAGACCAUGAAUCUGGAGAAGAUCUCUGCCCUGAUGGACAAAUUCGAGCACCAGUUUGAGACCCUGGACGUCCAGACGCAGCAAAUGGAGGACACGAUGAGCAGCACGACGACGCUGACCACUCCCCAGAACCAAGUGGAUAUGCUGCUCCAGGAAAUGGCAGACGAGGCGGGCCUCGACCUCAACAUGGAGCUGCCGCAGGGCCAGACCGGUUCCGUGGGGACGAGCGUGGCUUCGGCUGAGCAGGAUGAACUGUCCCAGAGGCUGGCCCGCCUUCGGGAUCAAGUGUGACGGCCGAACCAGUCCGAGGUUUCCUUUUGACGCGCUCUGUCUGCUUUAGAGAGAGGCUCUAAAAUUGUGCCAGACUCCUGAACACUCUGCUAAGAACCUUUGGGUUUACAGCGCUCUCCAGAUACGUUAAGAAAUUCCAGUUUUUCUCCACUUCUAACUGGAUUUUAAAGCUCUUCAUGGCUUAUGGUGAUGUGUAUUUUUAUAGCUGCCUUUUAACAGAACUGGUUAUUUUGCUGUAUAUAAAUCUAGAAAAAAAAAUCGGCAGAACUCUAGUCCUCGUGUAUUCCGUUUUCACUUAGAAUUAUCAGAUUGAAGUUUUCUUUAUACUGUGGUUGAUGGUACAUAGACUGACAAAUGGUGCAUUAAAAAGAAGGAGGAAAGGGUACAUAGUUUAGUAACAUAUGUAAACACUUUGUUCAACUUACUCUUGGAAAAUAUUCUUUGUGUUUAUCAUUUGGUUUUCUUUGUUUUUGCUAUCAAAGAAAGACUGUAAUUGACUAUGAAUAUAUUCUCGUAACUUAUACUGAAGUUACCUUAGAAGAUUUUUGCAAAAUACUUUCUACAUUCUGUUAAUUCAUGUAAUAAUGGAGUUUGUGUAACUGGGGGAAAAUGCCUCAUUAAAAAUUAAAUUUGUUCAUUUAUAUUUUAUUUACCAAUAGUUCUUAAGACUCAGGAGGCUUAACAUUUGAUAAUUUCUAGUUGUUUUCUAAUGAAAGUCAACCCUUUAUAGACUCUUGAUCAAAAUAAUGUUCAUCAAUAUGGCAGUCCUAUUACAUGCCUAAAAUUGCCAAAGAACUGCUGAUUUGGUCCAGGUAAACCCUGGAACUGUGUAAUUAUAGGUUUUGGUUUUAUUUAAUAACCAAAAAUAUAAAUAAAAUUAGAACAGCAUUUUAAAGUUCUAUUUGUAUGUAUUAUUUUAUCUUAAAGCAGCAACUCUUUUAAAACCGCAAAAAGCCCAAGUUAAUGCUAUAGAUAUACAAAACGUAAAUGUACUUUUAGCUAGGUAGAAGUCUAGGACAAAGGAAUUGGGAUUAGAUGGAAAUAGAGGCUAGAAGCCUCCACUACCAGCUGCCUUUAUAGCCUUCCGUGGAAAGGAAAGCAACCCCCACUUUGUUCUGUCCUCACAACUCGGAGAACAAUUUGUAUUUGCUUGUCAUGUGUACUAACCGAAGUUAAGUACGUACAGAGUUUGCUUUAUUUAAUUUCACAUUUUCCUGAGGUUUUCUUUUUUUCCGUUAACAGAAAUCCAAUGUUUCAGACAAGAAAAUCUCUUUAAAAAAUUUAUUGUAGUGUGGUUUUUCAUGUGAAUGAGUGUUUAAUGAAAAAAGUAUACACAGAUGAGUACUGGCACUCAGUUAAGGUGUAUGUGUUCAUAUAUACGCAUUUUUUUUUUCACAAGUCUGCUUUUUGGAACAACUCUUAACUACCCAGCAUCCUCUCUCAAAGGUCCUUUCGCAGACAAUGUAUCAUCUUAUAUAAACAGUUGUGCUGAGUCAAGUGUGUGUGAAUACAGCAUGUGUCUUAAUCCUUUAUACUGGAAAAUCUUGGUCAAUUACAACUUUUAAAAAUAGCUUAGUAUUGACUCCUUGUUAAAUUGAAGACCCUUUUAUAUUGCAAGUAUUUCCAUCAAAAUGUAUUUUGUGAGAUUGAAGAAUACUAUAUAUGCAUAAAAUCUUAAAAUAUGUUCAUUUCCAAUUAACAUGGGGUAUAUAGCUGGGAAGUAGCACAAUAGCUUACAGGGUUGAUAUCUGCCCAGCUCUCGUGCUUUAAAGCCUAUAAAAUAAAAUUUUAAAAAAUAUGUUCAUUUCAUACUUACCGUAUAAAUGUACAUUUUUAUGAAUCAUAAACAUUAUUUUCAAAAGCUCUACA